This is a messenger RNA of Lolium rigidum, 3967 nucleotides long. RefSeq names its product auxin response factor 16. The record is from RefSeq and is a predicted model, not a curated record. Gene Ontology annotation, cellular component: nucleus. Gene Ontology annotation, biological process: response to hormone; regulation of DNA-templated transcription. Gene Ontology annotation, molecular function: protein binding; DNA binding. Lineage: Eukaryota; Viridiplantae; Streptophyta; Magnoliopsida; Poales; Poaceae. The transcript has 12 exons. Bases 200 to 3523 code for a protein of 1107 amino acids.
CUCGCCUCGCUCCUCCACUGAUCGCGAAUUUUAUACUCGCCGCCGCCGCCUCGUGCUGCCCACUUUAGCCGGAAAGGCCGUGGCUUCUUCCGAGCUAGCAGCAGCAGCAGCUCCUUACCUUGUGGAUAAAAGGGGAACGGGAGGUGGAUAUUCGCGUAUCCGGAGCUGAGAUUCGGAUCCGGAUCUCGCCGUCGCCGGGAUGAAGGACCAGGGAUCGGCCGGCGCGUCGCCCGGCCCGCCGGAGGGGGAGAAGAAGGCAAUCAACUCGGAGCUAUGGCACGCUUGCGCUGGGCCGCUGUCGGCCAUGCCGCCGGUGGGCAGCCUCGUGGUGUACUUUCCACAGGGCCACAGCGAACAGGUUGCCGCUUCGAUGCACAAGGAGGUGGACAUCAUCCCCAAUUACCCGUCUCUUCCAUCUAAGCUCAUCUGCAAGCUUCUGAGCCUCACCUUACUUGCAGAUUCUGAAACUGAUGAAGUUUACGCUCAGAUGACACUUCAACCUGUUAGCAAAGUAUGUAACAGGCCUUUGUGGUUUCCGUCCUGUAUACACCUUUUUUUUUUUUUAAAAAGUCUCUGCAUUCAAUUUCAGUAUGAUCGAGACGCAAUGCUGGCAUCAGAACUGGGUCUCAAGCAAAACAAGCAGCCAGUGGAAUUCUUUUGCAAGACGCUGACGGCGAGCGACACAAGCACUCAUGGCGGGUUCUCGGUGCCACGUCGUGCAGCGGAAAAGAUAUUUCCUCCACUAGACUUUUCGAUGCAACCACCAGCCCAAGAGAUCAUGGCCAAGGAUCUUCAUGACAUCUCAUGGAAAUUUCGACACAUUUUUCGAGGUCAACCAAAGAGGCACCUUUUGACAACUGGUUGGAGUGUCUUUGUCAGUACAAAAAGGCUUUCAGCUGGUGACUCAGUUCUGUUUAUAAGGGACGAAAAAUCUCAGCUUCUCUUAGGCAUACGCCGUUCUAUCAGACCCCAACCAGCUCUAUCAUCAUCAGUUUUAUCAAGUGACAGUAUGCACAUUGGUAUUCUAGCUGCAGCAGCCCACGCCGCCGCAAACAGCAGUCCCUUUACGAUUUUCUACAAUCCAAGGGCGAGCCCAUCGGAAUUUGUCAUUCCUUUAGCAAAAUAUAACAAGGCUUUGUAUACACAAGUUUCUCUUGGGAUGCGGUUCAGAAUGCUGUUUGAGACUGAGGAUUCAGGGGUCCGAAGGUAUAUGGGAACAAUCACAGGUAUUGGUGACUUGGAUCAAGUUCGGUGGAAGAAUUCUCAUUGGCGAAACCUUCAGGUUGGCUGGGAUGAAUCAACUGCAUCAGAGAGGCGCACCCGUGUUUCAAUAUGGGAGAUUGAACCAGUUGCCACGCCUUUUUAUAUCUGUCCACCACCUUUUUACAGGCCAAAACUUCCUAAGCAGCCAGGAAUGCCAGAUGAUGAAAGCGAGGUUGAGAGUGCAUUCAAAAGAGCCAUGCCUUGGCUUGCUGAUGACUUCGCCCUAAAAGAUGUCCAAAGUCAAUUAUUUCCUGGCUUGAACCUAGUCCAAUGGAUGGCUAUGCAGCAGAAUCCGCAGAUGCUACCAGCUGGUGCUUCAGCUGUGCAAUCCCCGUACUUGACCUCCAGUGGGAUGGCUAUGCAGGAUGGGAUGGGCACCGGCAAUGAAGACCCAACAAGAAGAUUUAAUAUACAAGGCCAAAAUAUUGGUUUGCCAAACUUACAGGUUGGUUCAAAAAUGGAUCACUCUGUAAUGGCUCAACAUCAACAGCAGUCUCACCAACUAUCACAGCAGCAGGUCCAGCAAUCACAGCAAAGUUCUGUGGUUCAGCAACAGCAAGCCCAGCUGUUGCAGCAGAAUGCUAUUCACCUCCAGCAGCAGCAAGAACAUCUCCAACGACAACAGUCUGUGCCGCUGCCGCAGCAGCAGCAGCAGCAAGAACAUCUACAACGGCAACACUCACAGCCACAGCAGCAGCAGCAGCAGCAGCAGCAAGAACAACUCCAACGACAGCAGCAGUUGAAUACUGCUGCAAGUAUGCAGUCAAUGGAGCAACAUAAGCUGAGAGAACAACAGCCCCAAGGUGGACAGGCUAUUUCACAAGCACAACUGUUGAGCCAGAUUUUCCAACCAUCUUCAUCUCAGCUGCAGCAGUUGGGGUUACCCCGGUCACCUACCCAGCGCCCAGGAUUUCCAGGUUUACCAACUCCAGGUUCUAUGCAGCAGCAAGCUUUAACCCAGACUCCACAGGUCCAGCAAGCAGCAGAAUAUCAGCAAGCCCUCCUACAGAGUCAGCAACAGCAAUUACAACAACUAUCACAACCAGAAAUGCAGCUCCAGCUGCUCCAAAAGAUCCAACAGCAAAAUAUGUUAUCUCAGCUGAACCCGCAGCAACAGUCCCAGUUGAUUCAGCAGUUGUCUCAGAAAAAUCAGGAAUUUCUCCAACAACAAAUAUUGCAACAUCAGUUAGGUGGCUCUGAUGCUAUGGGUCAGUUCAAACAAUCACAACAAACACCUUCAAACCAUAUCACAGGAUCUUUGACGCCCCAGCAGCUUGUAAGGUCUCACUCGGCGCUUGCCGAGAGUGAGGAUCCAUCAAGCUCAACUGCUCCUUCAGCCAGCCGUAUUUCUCCAAUGAAUUCGUUGAGCAGAGCACACCAAGGGAGCAGAAAUUUAACUGACAUGACAACAUCACCACAUAUUGAGAACUUACUUCAGGAAAUCCAAAGCAAGUCAGACAAUCGAAACAAGAAUGAUAUGCAGGGUAGCAAAGAAUCAACCCCUGUACCCAAUCGAUACCCAGUUUCAGAUCAACUUGAUGCAUCGUCUGCCACCUCCUUUUGUUUAGAUGAGAGCCCACGAGAAGGCUUUUCUUUUCCCCCAGUUUGUUUGGAUAGCAAUGCUCAAGUUGAUCCAAGAGAUAACUUCCUUAUUGCGGAAAACGAGGACUCGUUGAUGCCAGAUGCCCUAUUAUCAAGAGGGAUGGCUUCAGGAAAAGGUAUUUGCAAUUUGCCUUCUGAACAAAGGGAUCACAGGGAGGUUGAGAAUGAGCUAUCCUCUGCUGCAUUCAGUUCCCAGUCAUUUGGUGUUCCUGACAUGUCCUUCAAGCCUGGAUGUUCAGGUGAUAUUGCUGUUAAUGAUGGUGGAAUACCAAGCCAAGGAUUGUGGAAUAAUCAAACACAGAGGAUGAGAACUUUCACUAAGGUUCAAAAGCGUGGAUCUGUGGGGAGAUCAAUUGAUAUCACACGGUAUACAAAUUAUGAUGAACUUCGGCAUGAUCUUGCAUGCAUGUUUGGUAUUCAAGGGCAGCUUGAAGAUCCCUACAGAAUGGACUGGAAGCUAGUCUAUGUUGAUCAUGAGAAUGACAUCCUCCUUGUUGGUGAUGACCCCUGGGAGGAGUUUGUGAGCUGUGUGAAGAGCAUCAAAAUACUAUCAUCUGUUGAAGUACAACAAAUGAGUUUGGAUGGUGACCUUGGUGGCAUCCCUCCACAGACACAAGCCUGUAGUGCAUCUGAUGAUGCAAAUGCUUGGAGAGGCUAAUCAUGUGAAUACAAAUGAAUAUGCUUCUUACCAUUGAUUGUUUAAAGGAUACAUAGAGAUUUAAGGAUCUAAUACAACUAGUGUUAUUCUAAGGUUAGACCUAGAGUCAACUCACUGACAAAUUGAUCAGAAUGCUUCUAGCGGAAGAUGAACCGUCUUAUUUGGGAGCUCUGGAGUCUGGACAUCCUAUUCCCACUAAAAUUUGGCUGACUUAUCAACAAUGACCAGAUUAAUUCGGAAAUGCUUCAAAAUUUUCUCAAGCUACCUUUGUUUACCUGGGAUUUCCAGUCAUUGUGGAUCUUACAAGUUGUUGAACUAUCUGACCGUAAAUAUGUGUUUUUUUUGUACAUCCCAAUGUAAUAGUGCCAGUACUGAAGUAAAAAGUUGUAUUGGCAGCAGAAACUUGUUCCAGUGCUCAAAGAUAUUCUGCAUGUUUUUUUGUUC